Momordica charantia (bitter melon) is the source of this 1041-nucleotide messenger RNA. Its product is annotated as SNARE-associated protein-like protein. Gene Ontology annotation, biological process: lysosome organization; synaptic vesicle exocytosis; lysosome localization. NCBI's taxonomy places the organism in Eukaryota, Viridiplantae, Streptophyta, Magnoliopsida, Cucurbitales, Cucurbitaceae. Gene Ontology annotation, molecular function: SNARE binding. Gene Ontology annotation, cellular component: BLOC-1 complex; synaptic vesicle; BORC complex. The record is from RefSeq and is a predicted model, not a curated record.
UAAUAUUUUAUAUUUAAUUUCAUCGGCGUAAGUAACCUCGAGCAAUAAACCUUUCCGGCUACGGUUGGGCCAGGAACUCUCCUCUCUGACCUCCAUCUCCGACAAUUACGCCGGCGACGGCGAACCAAUUUGGGAACUGUUCUUCAUUCGUAGUACGAAUUCUGGACGAGACUGCGAACUACAGUAGUAAAACUUGGUGAUCUCUUUCAGAAAUUUGAUGAGAUGCACAGUCCGGAGGGAGAACUCAAUCAAUCUGCCAAUCAAGACAGCAACGUCUCUGUUGAAUUGGAGCAUUCAGUUAGUCAAAAUGGUCUUCUCCGGGAAGGAAAUGGUAUUGCGAAUAUGAAUUUGGGAAACGCUGAUACUGUGGCAAAAGGGCUCUCUUCUAUGCUUAGCAAUAUCAUAAGGGAUUUUGACUCCAAAGCUGACGAUACUCUUAAAAGCCAGAGCCAGCUUUCAUCUUCCCUCGAUCGUCUUACUUCAGAGCUGGAUCAAUUACUUGAAGAUGCACCUUUUCCAUUCAUCAUGCAGCAUGCCUCAAGGAUUUCUAAUGUAAGAAAGAGAGUUUUGUCACUAAAUUCCAUCUUAAGAUCCAUACAACGAAGAGUGGAUAACAUAGAUCGGGCUAUCGCGAUGGGCAAUCUACAAGAUACUUGUUCCUCUCAAAGUUCCUUGCAGCCUCAGCAUGGUUGAAGAUCGUUGUAUGCACUCGGCCCUCUCUUUUCUCUCUUCAUUUUGUAGGUACGAAGUUUUAGCGAUUGUGUGUAUCCUUCUUCUGGCUCCCUUCAUUUCUAGGCUUGAAAAUACUGGCAUUGAAUGACCCUCUCUCUCUAUUUCUCUGUGAAUCAACGAUUGAGUCUACUACCUGCAUGAUUUAUCUAUUUGUGAGUAGAGUUUUGAUUCUCUAAUAUGGUGCUUCGUACAGAUUGAACUCUAGUUUCUAAGAUGUUGAUUAACUUUUUUUAUUUUGGAGUUGGAAACGAUGGGAUUUGAAUUGUGUAGAUAUGAAAAUUUUCAAGUUCAUUUUCCAAAUUUAGAAUU